CAAUGUAAAUAUAUGUAUACUUUUUGGGCAUGCGCAGACGUGUUUUUCAGGGAUGCAAUGACAACUUUAAGUUUUCAAUAAAAAGCUCUUUUAUAUUCAGGACUUUAGGGGGUUGAAAUAAGCUUAAUAUUGAGAAAAAAAGUUUUCGAUACCACCUAAGCCGAUAUAGCUUAUAACAAAAAUAAUAUAACUUAUCCCAAGUGAAGUGAAAUUUCGAGAUAUGAAGAGCGUCUAUGAAUCCCUAUCACAAUGCCAGAUAAGGAGUGUUCAACUAUUUAAUUUAAAAUAAUCAGUCAAGUAAUGAAUAUCCAUUUCGUUAACAACAUUCGUUUUUGUGUUAGCCAAAAUGAAUAUAUAAAUGGACAACUAUUUGGAAUACACCGCUACAUUUUGAAUAAUAAACAAUGAUUGUUGAACUAAAACCAAAAUGACGACCCUUGGCAAAAAUAAUACAUAUUCGACCCAUUAUUCUGUUAGCAAAAUCAAGUCAUUACUUUUUUUUAUAUUAAAUUUCAACAUAUGCCUUCAGCAUAUCAGUGCUUCAACAUAUUUAAACCUGAACGAUUUGGUCAAUUCGGGUCGGCCUUUUUUCGAUGAUAUAAGCCCUAGGAAUGUCUCAGCUGUAGUUGAUGAAAUUGCUAUAUUAAGAUGUCGUGUUAAAAACAAGGGAAACCGCACGGUAUCAUGGAUGCGUAAGCGAGAUCUUCACAUUCUCACAACAAAUAUAUAUACAUAUACCGGCGAUCAACGAUUUUCAGUAAUACAUCCACCAAGCAGUGAAGAUUGGGACUUAAAGAUUGAUUAUGCCCAACUACGCGACAGCGGUGUUUAUGAGUGCCAAGUGAAUACCGAGCCAAAAAUUAAUUUAGCUGUUUUUCUGGAAGUAACAGAUAAUGAAUUUCAAAACCUAAAAACGGAUAGACGGUAUUACGAUUCAAAAGCCGCGCGAGCGAAAAUCCUGGGCUCGACAGAAAUUCACGUAAAGCGUGAUAGCACCAUUGCUUUGGCGUGUUCAGUAAACAUACAUGCAUCUUCAGUGUUAUGGUACCAUGAAUCAUCGAUUGUCGAUUUUGAUUCCCUUCGCGGCGGCAUAAGCUUGGAGACCGAAAAAACAGAUAUUGGAACAACAAGUCGCUUGAUGUUGACGCGAGCUUCCUUAAAGGACUCGGGGAAUUAUACUUGCGUUCCAAAUGGAGCUAUACCAGCUUCAGUUAGGGUUCAUGUAUUGACAGGUGAACAGCCAGCGGCAAUGCAAACUAGUGCUGCCAAUGGCAAAAAGGCUAACACUACUGCAAUGAUUAUUAAAUUCAUAUCAGUCAAAAUAUUGUUAUAUAUUUCAAGUUUUAAGGAGAGAUGACUAUGCUAAAAAAAAUUUUAAAUAAUCUAAAUAAAAUAUUUUUAAGGAGAACAACAUAUUCCAGUGGAACGAACGCGUUUGUAAGAAUAUUCAAUACAAAUACAAACAAUUAAUUAUAAUUCCUAUAGUAAUACAUACGAAAUAAAUAUAUAUA
Molecule: messenger RNA, 1511 nt
Organism: Drosophila kikkawai
Lineage: Eukaryota; Metazoa; Arthropoda; Insecta; Diptera; Drosophilidae
Gene: dpr7
Product: defective proboscis extension response 7
Biological process (GO): synapse organization
Cellular component (GO): neuron projection membrane
Source: RefSeq, a predicted model, not a curated record